This is a messenger RNA of Phragmites australis (common reed), 3835 nucleotides long. RefSeq names its product probable LRR receptor-like serine/threonine-protein kinase IRK. The record is from RefSeq and is a predicted model, not a curated record. The transcript has 3 exons. The coding region runs from base 577 to 3486 and encodes 969 amino acids. Gene Ontology annotation, biological process: protein phosphorylation. Gene Ontology annotation, molecular function: protein kinase activity; ATP binding; protein binding. Lineage: Eukaryota; Viridiplantae; Streptophyta; Magnoliopsida; Poales; Poaceae.
GCCCGGUCCACCGCAGCCUCGAACCGAGCAGCUACCCGCCUACCCCCACGAGUUUCGAGGAGGAACCCAGCGCACGGACAGUCGGACGCCCUCUCGGUCCAUGCACCCGGCCCAUCCCGUGCGCCGCGACCCGCCCCCGCCCCGCCCCCGUCCGCGGUUGAACCUGCUCCCUCACCGUCCGAUCAGCGAAUCUUGUUCCCCCUGCCCUGGAGCAGCUUCUGUUUUGCUCUUUUUCUAUCUCGCGACGCCAGUCUCGACCCACUCCCGUCCCUGCUGCACCCCCCUCCCUUUCUCUCCAUCUCUCUCGCUGCAAUGGUGUUCUCCUGCGAGGCGGCGGCGGCUACGUAGACGGGCGCAUCCUGGCUCGGAGAGAAGAAGGCGCCAUUUGAAGCUUGGAGGCCGUCUCCCUCAGAUUUAAGCAAAUCCCACCUCUGAUAUCUUCUCUCCUCCCUCCAAAUCGCCUUCUUGCGGCGUUUCUGUGAGCAUUUGGGCCGCCUCCUUGAGCUUCCGGCGCCCAAAAAACGCCUCCCUUUCUUGCUGCUCUUCGUGCCGGCGGGGCUACGAGUCGGGGCAGCAAUGCAGCAUCUCGCGCUGCUGGUUCUUGCCCACCUCGUCCUCCUGGUGGUGGCGGACGCCAAGGGCGGCGUGGCCGGGCUGGACGAUGACGUGCUGGGCCUGAUCGUGUUCAAGGCCGACGUGGUGGACCCAGAGGGCCGCCUCGCGACGUGGAGCGAGGACGACGCGCGGGCCUGCGCCUGGGCCGGCGUCACCUGCAACCCACGCACCGGCCGCGUCUCGGGCCUCUCCCUCGUCGGCUUCGGCCUCUCCGGCAAGCUCGGCCGGGGCCUCCUCCGCCUUGAGGCCCUACAGUCGCUCUCCCUCGCCCGAAACAACCUCUCCGGCGACGUCCCCGCUGAGCUCUCCCGCCUCCCGGCGCUCCAGGCGCUGGACCUCAGCGCCAACGCCUUCGCGGGCGCCAUCCCGGAUGGGCUCUUCAGCCGGUGCCGCUCCCUCCGCGACGUCUCGCUCGCCGGCAACGCCUUCUCCGGCGACAUCCCGCGGAAAGUCGGCGCGUGCGCGACGCUCGCGUCGCUGAACCUGUCCUCCAACCGCCUGGCCGGCGCGCUGCCCAACGACAUUUGGUCCCUGAACGCGCUGCGCACGCUGGACCUCUCCGGCAAUGCCAUCACCGGCGACCUACCGGUUGGCAUCAGCAGGAUGUUCAACCUGCGGGCGCUGAACCUGCGAGGUAACCGCCUCACUGGCAACCUCCCGGACGACAUCGGGGACUGCCCGCUGUUGAGGUCAGUGGAUCUCGGGUCCAACUCGCUGUCCGGCAAUUUACCAGAGUCCCUGCGGAGGCUCUCCACCUGCACAUACCUUGAUUUGAGCUCAAACGAGUUCACUGGGAGUGUUCCAACAUGGGUUGGGGAAAUGGCGAGCGUGGAGAUGCUGGACUUGUCAGGGAACAAGUUCUCAGGGGAGAUUCCAGGGUCUAUUGGUGGGUUGAUGUCAUUGAGAGAGUUGAGGAUGUCAGGGAAUGGGUUCACCGGUGGCUUGCCGGAGUCAAUCGGUGGAUGCAAGAGCCUAAUGCACGUUGAUGUGAGCUGGAAUUCAUUAACGGGUGGACUGCCUGGUUGGGUCUUUGCGUCCAGCGUGCAAUGGGUGUCGGUGUCGGAGAACACAUUGACCGGGGAGGUAUCAGUGCCUGUGAAUGCAUCGUCGGUGCUCCGGGGUGUGGACUUGUCGAACAAUGCCUUUUAUGGAGUUAUUCCAUUGGAAAUUUCGAAGGUGCAGAACUUGCAAUCGUUGAACAUGUCGGGGAACUCGAUGUCCGGAGGUAUUCCGCCUGGCAUUUUGGAGAUGAAGACACUGGAGGUUCUUGAUUUGACUGCUAACCGACUAAAUGGGAGCAUUCCAGCUGCCAUUGGAGGAGAGUCAUUGAAGGAUUUGAGGCUGGGAAAGAACUCCCUCACCGGCAAAAUCCCACCUCAGAUUGGCAAUUGUUCUGCGCUUGCAUCUCUGGAUCUUUCAAGUAACAAUCUAACAGGAGCAAUUCCGGAAACUAUAGCCAACCUUACGAAUCUUCAGAUUGUUGAUCUUUCUCGGAACAAGCUCACUGGUGGUCUACCAAAGCAGCUAUCUAACCUCCCGCACCUCCUGCAUUUCAAUAUUUCACAUAACCAGCUGUCUGGGGAUCUCCCUCCUGGUGGCUUUUUUGAUACAAUUCCCCUAUCAUCUGUGGCGGACAAUCCUGGCCUUUGUGGUGCAAAGCUAAACUCUUCUUGUUCUGGUGUGCUACCAAAACCAAUUGUGCUGAACCCAAACUCUUCUUCUGAUCCGCUAUCACAGACCGAGCAUGUGCCUGAUGGUGGCCCACAUCACAAGAAAACCAUACUGAGCAUCUCAGCCCUUGUUGCAAUUGGUGCUGCUGCUCUAAUUGCUGUUGGUAUCAUUACCAUUACUGUUCUUAACCUUCGAGUGCGUCCCCCUGGAUCUCAUUCUGCCGCUGUCCUGGAACUCUCAGAUGGAUAUCUCAGCCAGUCACCCACAACUGAUGUGAACGCCGGCAAGCUUGUCUUAUUUGGAGGAGGAAAUCCAGAAUUCAGUGCCAGUACCCAUGCCCUUCUGAACAAGGACUGCGAGCUUGGGCGUGGUGGUUUUGGCACUGUCUACAAGACCACUCUUCGGGAUGGGCAACCUGUUGCCAUCAAGAAGCUCACCGUGUCAAGCUUGGUUAAAUCUCAAGCUGAAUUUGAGAGAGAAGUGAAGAUGCUGAGCAAGCUACGCCAUCGCAACCUCGUUGCACUAAAGGGAUAUUACUGGACGCCAUCACUUCAGCUUCUUAUUUAUGAGUUUGUCUCUGGGGGUAACUUGCAUAAACAAUUGCAUGAUUCAUCCACCACGAGUUGCCUCUCGUGGAAGGAAAGAUUUGAUAUAAUUCUUGGUAUAGCAAGAAGCCUGGCUCAUCUCCACAGACAUGAUAUUAUCCACUACAAUCUGAAAUCAAGCAACAUUCUGCUUGAUGGAUCAGGCGAGGCUAAGGUGGGAGAUUAUGGGUUGGCAAAGCUACUUCCAAUGCUUGAUCGGUAUGUUUUAAGUAGCAAGGUACAGAGUGCACUUGGCUACAUGGCUCCAGAGUUUGCAUGCAGAACUGUGAAGGUCACAGAAAAAUGUGACAUGUACGGAUUUGGCGUUCUUAUUCUUGAGAUCCUGACAGGGAGGACACCGGUGGAGUACAUGGAAGAUGACGUUAUUGUGCUCUGUGAUGUGGUGAGGGCUGCUUUGGAUGAAGGGAAGGUGGAAGAGUGUGUUGAUGAGAGGCUCUGUGGAAAAUUUCCACUGGACGAGGCUGUUCCGAUCAUGAAACUCGGUUUGGUCUGUACCUCUCAGGUUCCUUCUAAUAGGCCAGACAUGUGCGAGGUGGUGAACAUCUUGGAGUUGAUCAGAUGCCCCCAGGAUAGCCCGGAGACCGAAUUAGGUUAAGCUCUAUCUACUUUGUUCCCCUUUUUGUUGGGUUUUUGUUCAUUUUGAAAUCCUUCGUUGCUUGGUAACUGGUCAAAUGAUGAAAGAUGAAGGGAAUUCUAUCUAGUGUUCUUUAGAUAAUAGGAACGAAGUGUGAAGUGUCUAGCUAGUCUUUUGAUGGUUAAGGAAUCAUGUAAUGCAUGCAGUAGUUUCAUGGCUUCCCGGGGUGUUGAUGUGUUUGACUUCGAUCCUCAUCAGUAAGGUGUAUGUUGUGGAUCCUCUCACAUCAGUCCUGGUGGCUUCCUUGCAAGAUCACUGUAAUUUCAGUUUCAGUUAUGCAAUUUGUUCAGCUCUCCUGUCAUCUCUCAUA